AUGUUUUCCGCUUUUAGAUUUGUGCCCCGUCACAAAUCGUCACCAAUGAAUUCUGCUACAUCACCCUCUCACAAUAGACUUACCAAACGGCAACUCCUAUCACAUUUGUUCAAACCUAAAUGCAACCACAGUGAAUCCGGAGUUACUUCAAUCGCUAAACGUCUUUCUACUUUUACAUUGGACAACAGUGACAGCAACAGCGACGGUGUUUACCCUACACUUCAUUCGCCGUCGUCUGUUGAUCAGAAUGGGUUUGACACGGAUAUUGUCACGGCUGCAGCUAAGUUGACCCUACUAAGCAAUGGCCAAUACAACACUGUUGGGACUAGCGAACCCUCGAGUCAAAAGCGCCCCCCAGAUGGUUCACACCAGCCUGGUCGGAACGGGAAGAAGCAGCGUCCAAACAAAAGCCCCAACAAUGGAGUCGGUAGGGAUACGGGUGACGGAAAUAACCAGGGAAAUAGCAGAGCCCCUCAGCCAGACGGGCCCAGAUACCCUCAGCCCAACAGUCCACCCUCCAAGAUGUGGGAAUGUCCUUUGCACAAGCGCGAUCCAGAUCGGUAUCCGAUCUGUAAAAGCAUUCGCAUGCACCGUGGUGUUUCGGAUGUCACUACACACCUCCAAAGGAAGCAUCUGGUCAAGGAAGUCAAAAUUGGGCCUGGUAGCAACGUUCAACCUAGAGAUGUUGCUCUGUAUUGCCCGUGGUGCCGCGACCAAUUUUACGGGCCAGGCGCUGACGGUAGGCUCUGUAUUCAUUUGGAAACCUGUAGAUCUAUCAAUCCUCAGGCCACUAUUGAACAAACUGGAGUAUUUUUGCCCAGUGAGUUCGAAGAACUUAGGGAAGACCUUCGUUCAGGGUCUGACGACGUUGAGAAGUGGAACAUGAUUUGGAAGAAGUGUUUCCCAGGGGCAGGCCUUCCAGCAUCACCAUACCGGGAUGUCGGGGCUCUUGUCCCCCGCUCGCAAGCUGAACUAAGCUUCCAAUCGGCUUUUGAUUCUUCUUCCAUUGCCAGCGCAUUUUUGACUAAGGAUGACAUCGAAUCUAUCAUCAACCAAGCCUUGAACGAAAUUUAUCCUGGUUCUUCAUCAGCAGCAGCCGAGCCCCAAGAUAGCGUUGCUAUCCUGCCGCAAGUCCAGAACCAACCAGCACAACCGCUAUUUCACCAGCCAGGUUUGCUCAUCCCACCACAAAAUAUUGAGCGAGGCUCGACAUAUUUUACGGACACCGACCCUUUCCACCAGCCGCAUCAGCUGGAUGCAGGUCAUGACUUGGCUAUUCCGAAUAAUUCGCUGUCUAUUGGAAAUGAAGCCAGCCAUUUCGCACCCUUGAUGGCCAGUCCAUUGAACACACGUAGCGGUGUCAGUGAUCAUAUGCCAUCUCAGCACUAUGCUAGCCCUUCUUUACCAGUAACCAAUCAGUAUUUUACUCAGGAUGAGGAUGGCUGGGAGGUGUUUUCAUGA
Molecule: messenger RNA, 1461 nt
Organism: Fusarium venenatum
Lineage: Eukaryota; Fungi; Ascomycota; Sordariomycetes; Hypocreales; Nectriaceae
Source: RefSeq, a predicted model, not a curated record